This is a messenger RNA of Talaromyces amestolkiae, 3216 nucleotides long. RefSeq lists its product as uncharacterized. NCBI's taxonomy places the organism in Eukaryota, Fungi, Ascomycota, Eurotiomycetes, Eurotiales, Trichocomaceae. Gene Ontology annotation, cellular component: membrane. The record is from RefSeq and is a predicted model, not a curated record. Gene Ontology annotation, biological process: arachidonate metabolic process. The transcript is spliced from 7 exons. The coding region runs from base 1 to 3216 and encodes 1071 amino acids.
AUGCGCCGCAUUCGAAGCGGUCGCUGGUUGGACGUUGCCACUGUCGGCGCAAGUGGAUAUGCCGUUCUCGAGAGCGCUUGUCUCCAAUACCUAGUGGAGGGGUUGCCAAAUCCAAACAAGCAAUAUCCUCAGUUAUGGGCCUUUCUGGGCUCUGCGCAGAAGAAUAAACACUUGCACGAUCUAUUCUCAGCUAGCGCUUCGGCGCGAGCUAAUUCGGGUGCAAUUCGAUUACGAAUUGAUGAAGCCACUGCAACUAGUGAUACGCCCAUUCUUUUCGCCGAUGGUGAUCCAUGGAACACUUCCGUUUUACCUGUCUCAACUCCCAGCAGGGGAGACCGGCGUUACGAUUUUGAAUACCAUGUAGGCAGUCCAACAGAUGUCAUUUACGGACUGUAUUCUAGGGUACUGUUUCUAUUUGCCGAUGUCGUUUGUAUUUUUGCCGAUGAUCUUCCAACCGAGGCCGAUCUUGCUGCGCUCACAAAGCAUUGUGCAGUUGAUGGCUUGCCCCUCGAGGCUCGGCCCCACCUAAUCAUUGUAGCAGGCAGAUCUUGCCCUACGUGCUACGCUACAGGUGGUUCCGCGCUGCGUUCCGAAGCGUUCUCCGCUGUCACCAUUUUUCCGAGCGAAAGCACUCAGGGCAAUCUCAAAGAACUGUUGGCGACCCGUUCGCGAGAGGUACGUCAGCUGCGCAUGCAGGUCAUUGGACAGUUAUCUGGGGUGCAGCUGCAGGGUUUUCUCCGAUCGGCGAUAGCGUGCUUGGCGACGACCCACAAUCAUGCGUACAACUUUGUUCGUGCGUCUCGCACACAGGGCAUACCAGUAGACAUUGGAGAUAGCAUAAGUGAUUUUUAUCAAAGGUGUAUUGACGUUCAGCUUCCUGAUUUGGAUGCUGCUCGCUUCAUCGCCUCCGCUCUGAUGAUGGAUCACUACUCACCAGAGAUGCCGUUGAUGGAUCCAAGACUAGUGUUCCAGACUUUAUAUCGACCUGCGACUCUUUCCACAAAUCCUUUCCCACGGCAUAUUCCAGUGAAUCUAGUCAACAUGAUUGAGUCUGAAAUGGCCGCUGAGCUUCCCCACCUUGGUACUUCUACUUCGCUGGACCGACGGAAAUAUUUGAUGACGGUCCAAAAGGGUCAAUACUCGGCAUUAAAGUCCAAUCGCGUAUGUCUGUAUUGUUUGGUUCAGGUGGCACAGCAUUUCCCGCCAUGUGAUCAUGCGCUGUGUGAUCUUUGCGCCCAAAAAUUUGGAAGCGUCUCGGUCGAUACCGAAUACCAGUUUACGUUGGAGCAAUGUUUUUUCUGUUGCGAUAUGACUUCGAUGAUUAUCGAUGUUCUACCUCCUACCAUGGACCCCAGUAUCCUGGCCAUUGACGGAGGGGGUGUUCGGGGGGUGAUGCCUAUUCAAUGGCUGAUUCUUAUUCAGGAAUAUCUGGACGAAUGUCCCCUUCAAGACGUGUUCGAUUUGGACGUGAGCACAAGCUCCGGUGGGUUAACGGAUUUCGGCCUCCGAGUUUUGAAGUUACCCAUUCAAAAGUGCGCAGUGAUCUUCAAUCGCCUCGCCCGAUGUUUGUUUGACAAGCGCCGGCGUCCCGCUUUUCCGUGGUUACCUUCGUUUAUUCUGGGCCGCCCCCGCCAAUGGUACGCAUGGUGGAGACAUGAUAGCUGCUAUGACGGUUCAGUCUUUGAUGAUAUCCUACAACAACUCUAUGGCAACCAAACUCUACUUCAUAGCCACUACUGCGAUUCAUCCGGAUCCAUCAAGUCUGGAGCAAAGUUUGGAGUGGUGGCAACAAGUAUCGGGGCAAAAACUGAGACGGUGUUGAUGGGCAAUUUCAAUGCCGUCAAGGGCACAUCUGAGGACUGCGGUAGGCUCAUUUCUGCUGCCACACAUCCACUCGCUAACGGUUUAGGCUACCAACUUAUUCGACCUGAAAAUAUCAAGCAUGAGCUUCAAGUAAAGCACGCGGCUCGAGCGACUGCUGCAGCGCCGUUCAUUUUCACUCCAGUUGAUCUUCCAGCGGGUACUUUUCAAGAUGGAGGUUUGACAGACAAUUUUGCCGGGGGGAUCGCUCGCCGCGUAAGCCGAACCAUCUGGCCAAGGUCCCGCGAGCCAGCGAGAUUGCUAUCUCUAGGCACUGGUAGCCACCCCCCGUCGACCAAUGAGGGCUUGCCUCAUUUCCGAAAUUCGAUUGUCGACGGAUUCCUUCGCCGCGCUUUCAACGCCUGGAUGACGUCUUUGGAUGGAGAAAGUAAAUGGCGCGAUAUGAAGAGCCAGCUGGAUGACUCAAUCGCCAGAAAUUUCCGCCGUCUGAAUGUCCCUCUUGAGGAAAAUUCGGCCGCACUGGAUAAUGUUGCUAUGAUGGACCAUUAUCGCGAUUUAAUCAUACGCUAUCCUGGAAGUGCACGUAUGGCAAAGGAAGCAACCGUGGAUUUGAUUACGGCGCGGUUUUUUUUUGAACUCGACUCGGUCCCUCAUCUUCACCAGGUUCCGUUUUGGUGCCAUGGCACCAUUCGGUGUAAGGGGCCAGCUGGUCCACUUCUGGCGGCACUGCAGCAAUUGGUUCCGGAUCCACUGGAUGUGUUCAAGUCUACAUCAAAUCUGGUCGACAUGGUCAAUGGAGGAUUAAUUCAUUUCCAUCUACCCCUAUCAAGUUGGUCAAACGGCAACAACUCGAUUCCCCGUUUGGGAAAGCUGAUCAUGGACGCCCCGUUCGAAGUCCAUGUUUUGCAUGUGAUUCCAGUCGGUUGCCAUUUCGAGGUCGGCGCCGAAGACGAAAUUCCAACCUCACUGCGGAACACAGACGGAAAAGGGUUUGCGUGCGCUAAGUUCAAACCGUAUAUUUUGUCUUGUCUCCCUCUUCCUUCCAUCAUCUGUUCCUUCAAAACAAUCAGUUCAUUCUUUGCGCACGAUGACUUUCACAUCUUGAUGGUGAACGGCACAGAGGCUACCGUGGUUACUGCAGGUAAUUACGAGCUGCCGGCAGAAGAAAUAGUGGGAGAUGGAUUCACUAUUGAAAGACUCAACAUAGAGGACCUCGAGCGGACCUACGGCCGCACGACCACCGUACCUCGCAGAGAUCUCAUCGGCUCCGAAUACGAUGUGGAAGACUCCGCAGAUGACUUGGAUAUGGGAUGCUCUACGGACGAUACUGAUUUGGAGGAUCUCACAGAAGAAAAUAACUUUUGGGACAUCGUCGUCCCUGAACCGCCUACCUGA